AUGAAACCGUUGAGACUUUUCUGUUUGCUGUCUAUUCUACUUGGUGCACGCGUCGAGGCUGCAGAAAUAAACAGAACAUCAGCAAAAUCUUUCCAAAAUCAAGGCACGAUAAGAACUCAAUUCGAGUUCACCAAUUUCGAACUCAAGCUGAAAGAGAGGCCUGAAAUUUGUGCCCUUCUUUACAUCAAUGCAUCAAUUUUCGGAAUCGAGAGAUCGAUUCUCUUCAAUUGUGAGAAUCUCGCACGUCAUGGAGAACUUUUUAUUCGAUUUGAUAAUGAAGUCUCGAAGUGGAUUUAUGAGCAACUUGUGCAAAAGAAUGAAACAACGCUGAGAAUCGAAAUGAAAAGUACGAUCCAAUACUAUGCAUAUGGGAAUGGAUCUGAUGAAUCGUUGCCGAGUCUUUCCUUUCAAAUGGCAAAAGAAGCGGGAAAAUUUGAUGAGAAAGUCUCAUACACUCAAGAAGAGAGCAAUAAACAUGUAAUAGUGAAACAACUGACGGUGAUUCAAUCGUGUGCUGAGGGAUAUUAUGGACUUCUCUGUCAAAAGAAUUGCCCGAGUAAUUGCAACGGGAAAUGUGAUGCGACUGGUAACUGCCCCGGUGGAUUAAAGAAUGCUUUUGAACAUUGCAUUUCUUCACCCUGGGUCUGGAUUUUCCUCGUACUCUUCAUCAUUGUUCUCAUCAUUCUCAUCGUCUUGGUUUUUCUAAAUUAUGUCAAAGAACGCCGCAAGAAGCAACAACAGAUCGGUCGAUUCAUUGUCACCCAGCCACAUGCAUUCUCCUAUGAACAAAAAGUGACCGACACGGAGACCGAUCAAAUCCCGAUACCACAAAGUCACAUCUCUUUGGCUGAGAAUCGUCGUCGUCAGGCGGAUCCAAUCGAGCGUCGCACCUCACCAGACAGUGUUUUUUAUACGAGAGAUCCUCGUGACCAUCGCAAUGCGACAUCAACUACAACGGAUGGAGAUUUCUUCACCAUCAUUGCCACUGAAUGUAUUGAUGGACGGACUGUGAAUGGUACGGAUAUUGAUGGAAAUCCCACGUAUGAUCUUUGUGAUGUCAUAGAAAAAAUCCAGAGUCAAUUCUGGCAAAUCAUUGCAAUCAGUGCAGCCAUUUUGAUCAUUUUGGUGAUCAUGGUGCUGGGAAUCGUUUUUUAUCGCAAUGUACAAUCGGGAAUUUGGAUGCCCCCGUACAAGCCGAGCAAUGGAGAGGAAAAUGAUGGAUUCGAUAGCUUUCCCCCGUCAAGUGAUCCGAACUUUAAUUACGUCCAAUCCUCCUAUCCCACUUCGAUGUCAACUUUCUCACCGACAAAGAAACCAAUGGCUCACCCUAUUCCACAGGAAUCGAUCGAUUCAUUUGAUACGAUUUAUGAAGGAGGAGAUAUGGGAGAAAUUGAGAAAGAAGACAAGAAAGAA
Mesorhabditis belari is the source of this 1413-nucleotide messenger RNA. The record is from the annotation of a GenBank genome assembly. NCBI's taxonomy places the organism in Eukaryota, Metazoa, Nematoda, Chromadorea, Rhabditida, Rhabditidae.